Molecule: messenger RNA, 2043 nt
Organism: Chaetomium fimeti
Lineage: Eukaryota; Fungi; Ascomycota; Sordariomycetes; Sordariales; Chaetomiaceae
Product: major facilitator superfamily domain-containing protein
Exons: 7
Coding region: 31-1833 (600 amino acids)
Biological process (GO): transmembrane transport
Cellular component (GO): plasma membrane
Molecular function (GO): transmembrane transporter activity
Source: RefSeq, a predicted model, not a curated record
GCCGAAAAUCACCUUGUCGCCUAACACCGCAUGGCGUCUGGUAUAUACUUCAGCGAUUUUGGAUUCUUGAACUGUUUCGUUUUUCAUGGUUCCUCCUUUUCCACAACACUCACCUCUCCACAUUGUGACGACAACCCGAAUUCGGAAGACAUGGCGGUCAGCAACGACCCGCUGGUCAGCAGCAACGGUGUGCCCAAAACAGAGCGCGAUAUCCCAGACUCGGUACAGGGCGUGAACCAGAUCGACGAGAAGAACGAUGCGGUGCGGUCGAGCUCCUCCGAUCCCGAGGUGGCGGCGAAGAGCGACGAUGGCCCCGUCAGGACAGUGACCGGCUUCAGGUGGUUCUUCGCUUACAUGUCGGUUCUCUCCACCGUCUUCCUGUUCGCCCUUGAUGGCACCAUCGUUGCCAAUGUCCAGCCCCAAAUUGUCGACACCUUCGGUGAGGUCGCUAAGCUACCAUGGAUCGGUGUGGCCAUGAGUCUCGGUACCAUCUCCAUUCUUCCCCAUGGUAAAGCUCUCGCGAUAUUCAACGUCAAAUGGUACUACCUCGUCUGUGUCGCCGGCUUCGAGGUCGGGAGUGCCGUCUGCGGCGCUGCGCCUAACAUGAACGCCUUGAUCGUUGGUCGCCUCAUUUUGGGUAUCUUUGGAUCCGGCGUCUAUUCGGGCUCCCUCACCGUCGUCGCCCUCCUCACCACCAACCGCGAGCGACCGUUGUACUUCUCCGGAAUAAUUGCGAUUUGGGGCAUUGGCAGCGUCAUCGGUCCCGUCAUCGGCGGUGCCUUCGCAGAGAGCAGCGCGACCUGGCGAUGGGCCUUUUACAUCAAUUUGCCCGUGGCCGCCGUCUUCAUCCCGGGCUUCCUCUUCUGUAUCCCCUCCAUCAACCCGUCCCCCCUGCCGUUCGCCAAGAAACUCCGCACGCAGGAUUGGGUCGGCAUCACUAUCUUCGAGGGUGGUUCUGCCUGCUACGCCAUGGCCAUUACCUUCGGCGGCAUCGUGUACUCCUUCAGCAGCGGUCAAGAGAUUGCCUUGUGGGUUAUGACGGGUGUCUUGCUGAUCACAUUCAUCCUGGUCGUCAUCUAUCACCCGUUCGUUUCCAAGGAAAACCGGCUGUAUCCGGGUCAUUUCCACAAGCGGCUGGAGCUCAACAACCUCCAGCUCCAGCUCUUCGUUGUCUCGGGCACCAUGAUGACCAGCGUUUACUACAUACCCCUGCUCUUCCAAUUCACCAGGGGUGACGGCGCCUUGGACGCUGGUGUGCGCCUCUUGCCCAUCAUGAGCAUGAUUGUCGCCUUUUCCAUCCUCAACGGUUAUUUCAUGCCCAAACUCGGCUACUACAUGCCGUGGUAUGUCUUUGGCAACGCCGUGAUCCUGGCCGGCUCUACCUGCAUGUUCCGAGUUGACGUCAACACCCCCGACUCCCACAUUUACGGUUUCACCGCUCUCAUCGGCAUGGGUGUCGGCUCCUAUCUCACAGCAGGCAUCGCCGUCGCCCAAGCACUAGUCCAACCCCACGAAAUCAGCGACGCCGUAGGCUUCAUGACAGCUGCGCAAAACAUGGGCCUGAUCACCUUCCUGGGCGUGGCCGGCGCGCUGUACAUCAUCAUCGGCACCGCGAGCCUGGGCCGCGUGCUGCCCGACCACUCGUACGACGACCUGCUGCAGUUGACGACGGGUAUCCACGGCACCAUCUUCCAGCACCUGACCCCGGAGCAGCAGGUGCAGGUGGUUGACCAGGUGACGUUUGCCACGCGCAACCCGUUUGGGCUGGUCAUGGCUGCGAGCGCGGUUACGUUCGUGUUGUCGCUGUUUUUGGGGCGCAAGAAGCUUUACUAGGUUCUGUUGACUGGGGACGGAACGGAGCCGGUUCUACGGGGGAGACAUCGUGAGGUAGGAAGGCAAGUCAACUCAACCUUGCCUUACCGACGCGUACUUUGUUUUAGCAGUUUCGGUUGAAUACGCGGGUGGACGGAAGGAGAAUGGAAAAAGGCAAUCGGGAUGUGCAUAAACGGAAAUACCUUUAUUAAUGAGAUCGUAGACAUUCCC